AUGCAGAGAUUGUCGGACAUUGUGAAGAACGAGCAGGUCGGCACCGGAUUGCAUGCUGUGAGUGCGUUCGGAUGGGUGGUCAGAGAGCGCGGAGCCCUGCUCAAGUCACAUGCACCGGCGAGCACUAAGAACCCGAUGGUUCAGGGGUUGAGGGCACUCAAAUCGGCGCUAGUGGAAUACAUCAAGAGAUGCGUUGCUGAGAGGCGGUCGGCGCCGUCCAAUCACCCUACUGGGCCAAGUACCUCCCCCCUCGACGACGACGGAAUCGAAACUAAGACGGCGUCUCAAGCUGGCGUGGAUCGCCCGGCGUAUUCCGGCGCGCACGACACUAGAACUAGCGGUCAUGUUGGCGGCGGUGGCGAGGCCGACUUGGUAGGAGGAGAGGAGCGGAGGGCAGGGUCCGUUGAGGAGUCAUCUACUGACUCAGAGUCAGAGUCGGGAUCCGAGGAGGAGGAUGAAGAGGAGGAGGAGGAGCGUGCAGGGAAGAAGGCUGUUGGUGCUGAGGCGGACACAGAUGCCGACCACGGUGCUGGUCGUGACCCGACGUCGACCGGCGGGACAAACGGAACUGCAGCGUCGGCUAAGGACAAGCCUCGUAGGAAGGCACCGCGUCUGGAAGAGGAGAACAUGAAACUGAGGGACGAGAAUGCGGGGCUGCGGUCGGAUCUGGUUACCGAGAGGUGUUGGACGGAGGGGUUGUUGGCGACGGCGGCUGAGUGCCUCGCGGCUAUCAAGUCGCUUACCGAACGCGUCUCCGCCGCCGAGCAGACCGCGGGGACACACAUCUCUACAGCCACAGCAGCCGUGACCGGCGUCUUCACCAAGGUGCUGGACGAUCGGGUUGCUCUGGUCAAGGCGUGCAGCAGCAUGGCGACGCCGUUGUUGGGGGAAAUCACAAAGGGCUUGGACAAGCUGGCCGUCGCCCGCCGUGAUGCCGACGUGCGGUUGGGGAACCACGUGACCAGCGUGGGGGAUAACGUUAAGGCGGUGUUGGCCGAUUACAUCCAGACCAAGUUAGCCUCAACUUCCACCAACAUUGUCGGCGGCUUAUCCUGCAGCAUCGUGCCGCCCACGCCCAGUCCAUCCCCCACGCUGCCUGAAGAAGUCAUCAAAGCAAUGAGGGAUGACAUUGUUCAGGCGGUUACCGCCUUCACGCAGCAGGCGCUGGGAACCGUCGGCUUCACGCUUCUGGCCAACGUGCUUGCUACAAUGAGGCUGGGGUGGCAUGGUUUGUCCCCGUCGGCCGGCGACCUGGAGACCGCGCAAAGGCAUAGGCCGGAAAAAAGGGCUGGCAGCGGAAGUGCAGCCGACAGUGACAAUGCGGGAAAUUCAAAGCGGAGUAAAGGUGUUCGUGGGGAGUGA
Messenger RNA from Closterium sp. NIES-65, 1362 nucleotides. The record is from the annotation of a GenBank genome assembly. Lineage: Eukaryota; Viridiplantae; Streptophyta; Zygnematophyceae; Desmidiales; Closteriaceae.